Messenger RNA from Colletotrichum truncatum, 1707 nucleotides. Its product is annotated as elongator complex protein 2. Gene Ontology annotation, biological process: fructose 2,6-bisphosphate metabolic process; fructose metabolic process. The record is from RefSeq and is a predicted model, not a curated record. Gene Ontology annotation, cellular component: cytosol. NCBI's taxonomy places the organism in Eukaryota, Fungi, Ascomycota, Sordariomycetes, Glomerellales, Glomerellaceae. Gene Ontology annotation, molecular function: fructose-2,6-bisphosphate 2-phosphatase activity; 6-phosphofructo-2-kinase activity; ATP binding.
AUGGUGGAGAUUUCCAGAGCCCUAGAUGCCCUUGAGGCAGACAAUAGCGCUGCACAGCCUCGGCCAGAGUUGGCAGAAGAACAUGUUAUUGACAUUAUUUCUCCUGGCAGUACGGCUGAAAUAGCGGCCAACGCGCCGAGGUAUCGCCGCAAGAGCUCGACAUUCAUCGACGGCAUCCACGAUGUCCCCGAGGAUCAAGAUAUGGCCCCGGCCCAGCUCUACAGCACCAUGUCCGGUCGACUGUUCCACUCGGGCCGUAUCGCCAUCGUCAUGGUCGGUCUUCCAGCCCGCGGCAAGACCCACAUUUGUGUGUCCAUGGCCCGUUAUCUAGGCUGGUUGGGAGUCAAGACGCGUAUCUUCCACUUGGGCGACUAUCGCCGUGCGACUGUUGGCAAGGGCGGUAUAGUCCCCGAGGAUUACUUCUUCCCCGACGCGUCCCCUCAAUCAGUCAUCUUGAGGCAGAAGAUUCUGAAGAAAUGCCGCGAGGACAUCUAUGCUUGGUUGAACCACGAGAACGGACAAGUCGCCAUUUAUGACGCUGUCAAUCCUACGGCUGCAGGUCGCCGUGCGCUGGCGAAGGAGCUUGCGAAGCAUGACGUCCAGACACUCUUCAUUGAGUCAUUUGUCGACGACGAGGCAAUUCUACGGGAGAAUGCGCGCAAUGUCAAGAUCUCCUCGCCUGACUUCGCUGGUAUGGACCCCGACGAAGCCGCUAAGCUCUACCUUCGCCGCAUCGACAUGAAAAUCCCCGUUUUCGAGACGAUGGACGAGAAAGAACUCAACUUCAUCAAGAUGAUCAAUGCCGGACAGAAGUUCUUCUACAACAAUGUCUCUUUUGGCUACCUCUCCCACCGCAUUGUCUUCUACCUCACCAACCUGCACAUCAAGUCCCGCACUACGUACUUCGUCCGCGCCGGCGUCACUACUGAAGAGGACUCGUACAAGGCCGAUGCUCCCCUAUCUGAGCAGGGCAUCGCCUACGCCGCCCGUAUGUCUGAGACCCUCCUCAAGCACCGUGAGCAGGAGCGCGCCGCCCUCGUCGAGAAGGGUGGCCCCAACGUGCCUCUGAGGCCCCUAUCCGUCUGGACGUCCACGCGUUGCCGCACCGUGCAGACAGCAGACUACCUUAAGAACAAGGGCUUCAAGGUUCGCCAGCGCUCGCAGAUGAGCCAGAUCAACCCUGGUGUCUGCGAGAAGAUGUCGGAGCGGGCUAUCCGCCACAUCUACCCCGAAGAAGUCGAGAAGCACGAGCUCGACCCGUACCACCACAGAUACCCCCGCGCAGAGUCCUACCACGACCUUGCCGUCCGCCUCGAGCCAAUCAUCCUGGAACUCGAGCGUGAGCAAAGCGACCUCCUCAUCAUUGCCCACGAGUCCGUCCUCCGCGUCCUCUACGCUUACCUCAUGCACUGCGCCACCAUGGACAUCCCGACUCUCAAGUUCCCCCGCGACGAAAUCAUCGAGAUCAUCCCCGCAGCGUACCAGAACGAGGCGAAGCGCAUCCACAUCCCCGGCAUCGACCCCAAAAUCACACCCGGCUCCCCUGAGGAUAUUCGGAUCCCCGUCCCCGGAAGCGCUCCCGCCAGUGGCAACAUGUCGCCCAUCGCGGGCUUGUCGUCCCCUGCCGAGCCCGUCGAGCGUCCCCCCGAGAAGGUGAUUAACAAGGCGGCGGAGAUGGUUGCCGAUCGCCAGAACGACGAAGAUUAG